AUGCCGCGGACCGGCAGGGACAAGGGGGCCCCAAAGGGCACGGGCAAGGACCGGGGCGAAGCCGCCCCCCCCCGGCCCCCCGAGGACGGCGGCGGCGGCGGCGGCCGGAGCGCAGGGAGCGAGCCCCGGGCCAGCGGGCACGGGCACGGGCACGGGCACGGGCAGCGGAGCGGGAGGAAGGGAGGAGGGGACCCCAAUGGGGCCGCAGGGAAAACCUAUUCCCCCUUCCUGAACAGCGUGUUCGGCAAGGAGCGGGAGCUGUCACCGGAGGAGCUGGAUGAGCUCCUGGAUGCCUUCAAGGAGUUCGACACGGACCAGGACGGGUUCAUCAGCUACAAGGACCUGGGUGCCUGCAUGCGCACACUGGGGUACAUGCCCACCGAGAUGGAGCUCAUCGAGAUCUCCCAGCACAUCAAGAUGAGGAUGGGCGGGCGGGUGGACUUUGAGGACUUCGUGCAGAUGAUGGGCCCGAAGCUGAGGGAGGAGACGGCUCACAUGGUGGGGGUGAGGGAGCUCCGCAUCGCCUUCCGGGAGUUUGACGCCAACGGGGACGGGGAGAUCAGCAGUGGGGAGAUGCGGGCGGCCAUCGCGGCCCUGCUGGGCGAGCAGCUCAAGGCGCACGAGGUGGACGAGAUCCUGCAGGACGUGGACCUCAAUGGGGACGGGCGCGUGGACUUCGAUGAGUUCGUUAUGAUGCUGUCGUCCCGGUGA
Molecule: messenger RNA, 711 nt
Organism: Neopsephotus bourkii (Bourke's parrot)
Lineage: Eukaryota; Metazoa; Chordata; Aves; Psittaciformes; Psittacidae
Product: calcium-binding protein 2-like
Exons: 6
Coding region: 1-711 (236 amino acids)
Molecular function (GO): calcium ion binding
Source: RefSeq, a predicted model, not a curated record